UCAAGGGCAAGAAGGCCAAGCGGCGGAGGCAGCCGGUGGCCCCGCCCCACGCCGCCGAUGACACGUUCUACGCCUGCCCGCAGUGCGAGAUGAGCUUCCGCACCUCCGCGGCGCUCUCCAAGCAUCAGGUGACGCACGUGAAGGAGCUUCUGGACAGCUACGCGCAACCCGGCAAGGAGAACGUGGCCGAGAGCUCGUCGGACCUGAAGAUCCGCCUCAAGCUGUGCUCGCGUGACAAGCCCAACUUCUACACGCUGUGCAAAAAGAACCGGCGCCGCCGCCGGCACAGCCGCGCCAAGCCCGGCCCCGACGAGGACGAAGACGAAGACGAGGAGGACGCGGCCGGCGCCCCGCGGGCCCACGGCUGCGGUCUUUGCGGAAAACGUUUCAGCCACACCUCCAGCCUGGUGCGCCAUCAGCUGAGCCACCAGGCGGCGGCGGCGGACGGCGGCGGCAAGCGAGCCAAGGCCAAGAGCAAGACCUUCACCUGCGCCGCCUGCAACAAGACCUUCAUGCACUCGUCCAGUUUCUCGCGCCACAAGAAGGCGCACCUGGGCGCCGCCAAGAGGGCCGUCCUCGACGAGACGGCCCCCAUCGAGUCGGACUCCGACUGAGUCCGCUCGGGCGCGACGGCAAGUGUACAUAGCAGACGUGGUCAGAAGGCCGUCCGCCCGCCAGCGCCCCCUUUCCCGUCCCGGGAAGAACAGGACCUUUUUGUCUCUGCAAGAUGAGCGAAUUCAGGGCCGGGGAACCGGGCUUCCUUGCUUUCGCGCCCUCCCCGCUCCAACGCGCCCGAUUCAAAGCGUCGGCGAGGCCCGAAACGAUCGGAAACCGUCGAAGCGGGCGCGUUGGGGUCGGGAGGGCUGGAAAGCGGGCAGGAGAGGGCUCUCGAGGAAGCCCGGUUCCCGAGCCCCGAUCUCAUUGGAUGGAGAACGUGACGGCCGCGGCCGUGUUUCCGCUCCUCACCUGCCCGCCUCCCCCUCCUCCUCCUCCUCCUCGCUUGUUCCGUUUGUUGAGUCCCAUGUUGUGGAAUGCAUGCAGCCACUCGGCCAUCUUUGUAGUUUUGACCGCGGAGGGAGCGCGGGGCGGCUGGCCGGCGUCUUUCGCGAUUUGGAAAGCUAUUUCAAUGUCAUUCGAGCAAGUGGAGACCCUUCCCUCGUUGUUCCCGUAGCAACGCCGGCAUCGCCGCCAUCAGCGGCGGCAAAGGGCAAAACUCCGCUUCCAUUUCUUCCUCGCGUUUGAGGAAAAGGUUGGGCUUUUUAUUGCCGCGGCCGCACAGCAACCGAGGCGCGGCGGCGUCUCGGUGACGUUGACAAUUGUGCCGGACGUCCUGACUGAGUUUGUUUGAAAAAGAGAAAAAUUGCUUGUCAUUCACCUUUAGCCUCCAUGUUGUAUUGCAUCAGUGUCGUGUUUGCUAAUUAGCACAAAGCCUUGACGUGUUCAUUUUGUAAUAAAUCUGGAAAAUGAGGCCUUA
Hippocampus comes (tiger tail seahorse) is the source of this 1474-nucleotide messenger RNA. RefSeq names its product zinc finger protein 563. Gene Ontology annotation, biological process: regulation of transcription by RNA polymerase II. Gene Ontology annotation, molecular function: RNA polymerase II cis-regulatory region sequence-specific DNA binding; DNA-binding transcription repressor activity, RNA polymerase II-specific. NCBI's taxonomy places the organism in Eukaryota, Metazoa, Chordata, Actinopteri, Syngnathiformes, Syngnathidae. The transcript is spliced from 2 exons. The coding region runs from base 90 to 614 and encodes 174 amino acids. The record is from RefSeq and is a predicted model, not a curated record. Gene Ontology annotation, cellular component: nucleoplasm.